AUGUGACCCACUGAAAGAGCCCCAUGAAAACAGCGAGGGAAAGAUACUGAUGUUAUUGAGAGCCAAAAGAAGCGACUGUUUCCGUUCUGGGCGCUUGAAGGAGACGCUAAAAUCACUGAAGUCAUCUAACGGCGCCUCCCAUUUGAGGAACAAAGACGCCCGAGAGCAGUAUGGACAGUUCAGAAAUCAGAGGGCAAAGGCAUGAGUGAAGAUGACCUUAAAAGCAGCCAAAACAUGGUUUUUAAGACUCCUCCCGGUUGUGCUCUUCUUCAUCUGCUACUAUUGCUCCCAGUUCUACUUUGAGAGCUAUGGAGGCAGCAGAAAGUCCCCUCAGCCCACUGUUUCUCUAUGUCACAACUAUCGCUUGCAGAGGAAGUGGGAGAGUCUAAAAUUAAACAUGAGCCGAAAGACUGAGCUCUUUCUAAAGCUGGGGGAUUUCUUCUGGCGGGAACAUCUGUCAGCUGAAGCUCUGCCCUAUGGUAUUAAAGGCAGCGAGCUCCUGCUUCUGAAGGUCUUGGCAAUGCCUUCCAGCUACACAAUGCCAGCAAACAUUGAGAGGCUGAAUGAUGCGCCGGUGAGAGGCUAUGAGGAGGAUGUGGGUAACAAGACCACGUUACGUCUGUUUUAUCCCGAAUCUGCCUCCUAUAACCCGGGUAUCCACAAUGACCCAGACACCCUGCUGGCUCUGGUUCCUUUCAAGCAGCAGGACCUCUGCUGGCUCAAAGAGAUCCUGUAUGAUGAGAAGAGGGUCCGAAAGGGUUUCUGGAAGCCUCCUCCCCAGAUCUGGCUCGGCCGGGCCAGUCAGAUCCGUGUUCUGGACCCAUAUUUCCUUCGCCUGACAGCCAGCAAGCUGCUUCAAAUUCCCCUGCAACCGCACAGACAACAGAAACUAGUCCACCCCACCUCUGGCAUUCUGGCUGUAUUUGUGGCACUGAACUACUGUGACGUUGUGCACGUGGCUGGAUUCGGAUAUCCAGAGUCCAGGAACCAGAAACAGCCCAUCCACUAUUACGGAAAGGAGACAAUGAAAUCCAUGAAGAAUUCCUACCAUGAUCUCAAUCAGGAGGCUCUCGUGCUCAAGAGACUGGAAGACCAGGGAGCUAUUUUAUAUCUUCAUCCUCAUUCCUGACACCCAACAUGAACACAUAUAAAUACAAACACAUAAACGCAUGUAAAUACGGCAUUAUAGACAAUAUCUUCAUCUUUGGACUGAUUUGGACUGAACUGAAAUAUUCAGCUCUCACACUGCAGAGCUGUUAGUAGUUUCUGUAAGGUUUCUGCAUUUCUGUGUGAUUCAAUCAUAUUUAUCUGACCUCGAGUAUUUAUAAUUAAUGAAUAUUUUCUGCUUAUUGUUUUGCUUCCUUUCGGGAACUUAA
Sinocyclocheilus anshuiensis is the source of this 1376-nucleotide messenger RNA. Its product is annotated as CMP-N-acetylneuraminate-beta-galactosamide-alpha-2,3-sialyltransferase 4-like. The record is from RefSeq and is a predicted model, not a curated record. NCBI's taxonomy places the organism in Eukaryota, Metazoa, Chordata, Actinopteri, Cypriniformes, Cyprinidae. Gene Ontology annotation, biological process: glycolipid biosynthetic process. Bases 212 to 1129 code for a protein of 305 amino acids. The transcript is spliced from 10 exons. Gene Ontology annotation, molecular function: sialyltransferase activity.